Lasiosphaeria miniovina is the source of this 1250-nucleotide messenger RNA. Its product is annotated as cupin-like domain-containing protein. The record is from RefSeq and is a predicted model, not a curated record. Gene Ontology annotation, molecular function: 2-oxoglutarate-dependent dioxygenase activity. Lineage: Eukaryota; Fungi; Ascomycota; Sordariomycetes; Sordariales; Lasiosphaeriaceae. The transcript has 5 exons. Bases 1 to 1068 code for a protein of 355 amino acids.
AUGCACGGCGAGCCCGAGGUUGUUGAUCCUAUCGCGGAGCUCAUCACCAACUACAAUGAGCUCAACCCAGCGGCUGUCGAGGAGCUUUACGAGGAGCCGAGCCCGCUCGAGUUCAUGAGAUUUGUCACCCGGAACACGCCCUUCGUCGUCCGGGGUGCAGCUGCCGACUGGGAAGCGACGCGGAAAUGGAACGUCGGCUUUAUAAAAGACAGCCUGCGUGGCGAGACGGUCAACGUUGCUGUCACUCCUCAAGGCAACGCCGACUCUCCCACCCGACAUAACGACGGGACCUUGGUCUUUGCCAAGCCGUGGGAAGAGCAGCAGCCCAUCGACAAGUUUCUCGACUAUGUGAUUGCGCAAGAGAGGGCAGCCCUUGCGAAGCCCGCGGGCGAAGUGCGAUAUGCCCAGACCCAAAACGACAACCUCCGCCACGAAUACGCCACGCUCUUCAAGGACGUGCAGCGCGACGUCCCCUUUGCGCGCAUCGCGCUCGGCGCCGCGUCCGGCCCCGACGCCAUCAACCUGUGGAUCGGCAACUCACGGUCCGUGACGGCGCUGCACCGGGACAACUACGAGAACCUGUACGUGCAGGUGGCGGGGCGGAAGCGCUUCGUACUCUUACCGCCACACUGCCAACCGUGCGUCAACGAGCAACUGCUGCCGCCGGCCGACUACGUGCGGUCGUCUUCGUCUUCCUCCAUGACACAAACAACAACAGCAGACCGGUACCCGAGUCUGCUAGGCCUAGAGCUGGUGAAACCCGAGGAGGCAGAGGAGGCAGUGCCGUUCCCCACCUGGGACCCGGACCUGCCAGACCAAAACUCGACCGCUUAUUCUGGGUUGGCAGAGCCGCUCCGCGUGACAUUAGAACCCGGAGACAUGCUCUACCUGCCAUGCAUGUGGUACCACAAAGUGUCUCAGUCGUGCUCCGCCGAGGGGAUAUGUGUGGCUGUGAAUUACUGGUACGACAUGGACUUCAGGGGCCCGCUUUACCCACUCAGCAUGUUUAUACGGUCAGUCAACAGCCAAAAGCGAUGUGGUAGACAGAAUCCCGGACACGGAAUCUAGCGCCCCGUCUUUCAUAUCUACUCCUAUCACCGGGUAUAGGUAGGGCUGCCAGAAAAUGACAUCAAGUAUGGCUCCUAGAUAAACAUAUGCCACCAAGCCCGCCUGCUCGUAGACGUCUACCUCUUUUUCUUGUUGGCGACUCUCUUCAGCGCGCGCAUCUCUUUCUUCAUCCGCGGGUCCAC